GCAAGUCGACUGCUGGCCGCGUAACAGUAAACACACCGCCGAGCGGACGUACACGGAGCGAAAGAAGGUGGCAGUUCCAUGGAAUCGAGCUACCACGAAAGAGUUAUUGUCUGUUAGAAACACCAGCGCAGCAGCAGCAGCAGCAGUACAAAUAUUGUGUGCCGUCCGAAGAGAACAGCUGAGCCACACGCUGUUUUUUUAACGCUGUCCCGUUCUGCGGCACUUGCUGUUUGUUAUCCGUAGCCGUCGUGUGUCGUCGUCGUAUUUGAACUCUCUUUUUGUUACUGUGCAUAUAUUUUUGAAUUCUCUGUGCUGCACUCAGUGCACAGGGAAAAGUGUUAGAAUUAGCAGAUCAUCAAGACAUCUGCUAACCUGUGAUUUCCAACACACCCGAAGGCAAAUUGGCAACAAGUUACCACCGAUCAAAUCUCGCCACAAUGGAAAAAUCCAGCUUAACGGAGAAGAAUCACACCCAAGUGUACAAUGACACAACGAAGCCAAAGAAGCCCAAGCGUCGCGACAAGAGCGAUCUGGGUCCGGAUUUUGUGGCGCCCGACGGGGGAUGGGGCUGGGUGGUCUGUCUGGCAGCCGGUUUGAAUAACUUCUUCCUUUUCCCGGCUCUGCAGCAGUAUGGCCUGAUCUACAGGGUGCGGAUGCAAUCCCUGGGCUUCGAUGCCAAGCAAACCACGACCAUUGUGAACGUGGUGAUGGCAAUCUCCUCGCUAGUGGGCAUUGUCAAUGGCGCCAUGUUCCGGCGGUUCACAUUCCGUCAGGUUGCCCUGACCGGCACCAUUCUGGCCUUCCUGGGCAUCUUCUUGUCGGCCUUUUGCACCACCUUCUGGCAGUAUAUCAUCUGUCUGUCGGCGAUAUUUGGUAUCGGCUUGGGUCUUGCCAUGGCCGCCACCUCUCUGGCGGUCAAUACGUACUUCAAGCUGAAGCGGCGUCGUGCCACUGGUUUCUCGUGGACGAUCACUGGCCUGGGUCCCAUAUUCUUUCCGCAGGUGUCCACCAUCCUGCUGGGCUACUAUGGAGCCCAGGGCACUAUUCUGAUCUACGCUGGAAUCGCCAUGAAUGCCAUUCUCUGCGCUUUGACCCUGCAACCCGUGCUUUGGCAUGUGAAGAAGCCCGAAAAACCGGUUCCCAGUAUAAUCGAAGGGAUUCCCGAGACGGAGAAGCUGCAACCAGAACUUUUGGAGGCCAAUGGCAAUCUGUUGUCGCCCAGCAAUGAUCCGUGGAAGGAUUACGAGUGCAAGUACUGUCAGUAUCAGAAACGUUCAAAGCGAGGCCUUUUCUCGUCCCAAUACCUCUUCAAUGUCGAUGAUCCCGAGAGGCCGGGGUACGAGAUCACCGAGCCAGGAACUCCCAUGUUGGCCCGUGCCAAUGACGGUUGGUUUGGAUCGAAGCUCUCCCUGACCUCGGAGAGCGCGGGCGGAGCUCGCUCUCGCACUCGUCAGGCUCUGAUGCGUCAGGUUUCAUCCAGAAGUCGUGAGAAUCUCGAUAGACUGGAACAAAAUCGCCAUGACCAGGCUCCAGACACUCCAUCCGCUGCGCCCUUGUACAAGCCAAACUACUUCAAUCGCGAGCGCGAGGACCUCGAUCGCUAUGCCAGCAAGACGAGCGUCUAUUCUCGGCCUGGUCAGGAUGAGCUCCUGCGCUGCACCUGUGCAGAGGACAAGGCACUGCUGCAAAAGACCGCCGAGUCGCUACACGUGGACCUGCUCAAUAAUUUGGCCGACGACGUUGCCGAGGAGGAGGCCAAGAAGCGCAUGACCUUCUUCCAGAAGGUGAGCAAGUUCUUCGAUCUGGAUCUUCUGCGGGACUUCACAUUUGUCAACCUGGCCGUUGGCAUGAGCAUCAUGAUGUUCGGCGAGAUGAACUUCUCGGUGCUGACCCCAUUCAUCCUGAACAGCUUUGGGUACACGGAUACACAGAUCUCGCUGGUGAUGUCGCUGCUGGCCUGCAUGGAUAUAUCGGUGAGGUUCCUCGCUCCGCUCGCCUUGGAGAAGGUGAAGCUGGAUAACCGUGUGCUGUUUGCCUUCGGCAUCCUGUGCAUCGCCGUGGGCCGCGUGGUGGUGGCCUUUACCGACUCCUACGAGGUCAUGAUCGGCGUCUUCCUGCUGAUCGGCUUCGGCAAGGCAUUCCGCACCAUCUUCUCACCUCUGAUAAUACCCAGUUACGUUCCGCUCAACCGCUUGCCAGCUGCAUCUGGUCUGCAGCUCAUCUUCAACACCAUAUUCUCGUUUGCCAUGGGCCCAAUUCUUGGUAUCUUGACGGAGGCCUACGGUUAUGCAGCCACCAUCCAUACCAUCAAUGCACUCACCCUCUUGGCCUUACUCCUUUGGCUAACUGAGUCCGUGGUGCGCCGCAUUUUGGGUAAACCCUCGCAAGGAUUGGGCCAAUAGAAGCCGCAUUCAUACUAAUCCGAAUUGAAAUUGCGACGAGUGGGAGCUCAAAACCUUCGUCGGAACUGAACUACUUGCAUAUGUCCAUCCCAGUGUGCGAGAUCAUGGCUAACUUGGAGCUGUAGACAUAACCUAGUCCAUAAUUCCCGGUCGAUGUGUGCGAAUAGUAUUACUUGAGCGUAAAGAUACCUAAGAAACAUAUCUCUUAACUAGCUCAUAAUCACCCAUCGCUACAUAAAUUUACGGUCCAUUUUUUUUUUAGCUUUUGAUACUCGUACUAUAAUAAUUGAAUGUACUUAGUGAUACGUUAUAAGUGUAAUAAUAUUGUUCCGCAGUUGAUAAAGAAAUAUAUAUAUGUAUAUUAGUUAGAAAAAAGUAUCGAAAUUGUGCAAAAGUUAAUACACUAUUGGUUAAGUGACUUAAUUGAAAUACACCAUGGUUUGAA
Messenger RNA from Drosophila mauritiana, 2847 nucleotides. RefSeq lists its product as uncharacterized. Gene Ontology annotation, molecular function: monocarboxylic acid transmembrane transporter activity. The record is from RefSeq and is a predicted model, not a curated record. The transcript has 5 exons. Lineage: Eukaryota; Metazoa; Arthropoda; Insecta; Diptera; Drosophilidae. The coding region runs from base 438 to 2402 and encodes 654 amino acids. Gene Ontology annotation, biological process: transmembrane transport; monocarboxylic acid transport.